Molecule: messenger RNA, 3016 nt
Organism: Pogonomyrmex barbatus (red harvester ant)
Lineage: Eukaryota; Metazoa; Arthropoda; Insecta; Hymenoptera; Formicidae
Source: RefSeq, a predicted model, not a curated record
AAUAAGUUCAAUAAGACUAUAGUAUAAUGAGAUGGACAAUAAUUAUGACAAUUAUUAAUUGUAUGACUAUCAAAAUUUAGAUAGAAGACGAUCAAUAACAAUCUGAUAAAAUAUGGCGCAUAAAUAAAAAAUUUUCGAUGUUAGAAUCAGUCAAAUUAUUUGCCGAAUCAAACGAUCAAUUCUUUCAGCAAGUAUUUCUUGCCAUCCUCCCUUUUCCUCCCUCUUCUCUUCCGAGUUAAUUAAUUUGAAACGGAAGAAAAAAGAAAGGAAGAAAAGAAAAAGUGGGAUAAGACGCGACAUAUUUUGCGACUCCUUUCUUUUCGUCGCGGUGUCUGAGGCAUGAUUAGAUAAGGCUCCGGUUCAUAGUACGUCCGAGAUGCAGACCUCAUAAGAGACCGGGAUGCCCGAGGCUCAGCCUCAGUUAAAGUUGCGUGUGCAAACCGACAAUUAAGGACGGGACGAGCCGCUUUGAGUAGCUCCUCUGCGGAUUGUUGUCAGCAACCACGUCGCCCUAAUUUGGUGUAUGUUUGUGCUGUUCGUUACAUCAGCCUCCGACGAGAAAAGAGACUCGACUAAUUUUCUUUUUUUAAUCCACGGGCGGAGUACGGUCGGCUCCUACUUUAAAUCAACCAUCUCAUCUUAAUCGCGUCUUUCCCUUUCCUUUCGUUGAAAUAACCGACGGUUAUUUCUCAAGAACGAGGUAUGAGUCCUGGAUAUAAGGAUUUCUAUCGAUCGGUUAGUUAUCUCGAUUCGUAACCCUCUUGGACGGAAUUUCUAGAGGUGAGACACUGAACGGGAGACGCGAAGAUGCCCGCCUGUUCGAGCGAGAGCUCGUCCAAAUUAUGGUCCUCUAGCCCGCCGAUGUCUCGAAGCAGUAGCGCGUCGCCGCAGCUACCUGGCACGCCGUUGUCCACGUCGCCACCCCGGAUGUCGCCCGUGUCCACGCUGAAGCGUUCGACGUCGAACAUCGUGUCGACGUCCAACGUGCCAAUUACCAUCUCUCGGGCGUCGUCAAUUUCGAGUAUGCCGACGGUGAUACUUUCCCAAAGACGACAGCAGCAACGGCAGCAACAGCAGCAGCAACAAUCGUAUCAGGCGGGAUAUUAUCAGCACGGUACGGUAACAGCGGAUCGUCAGAACGUUGAGCGAAGCAGCGGUUCCAUACUAUCGAGAAUCUUAUCCUGGUAUUUCGGACUGUUGAUCGGCUUAAUUCGGGGCAUCUUUAACGCCAUCGGCUACAUGAUUUGGGCACCUACCCUCUGGGCGUCCGCCUGGGUCUGCCUGUUCUGGGUGAUUCUGCAACUGCCGCUGACGGCUCUCAAGUGGUUCAUUACCGUGCUGCACACCCCGGCAUACGAGAGAUUACGCAACAAACGGUGCGUGCUGAUCAGCGGCGGUAGCACGGUGCAGGCGGUGCAUCUCGCGCGUAACUUCUACAAGGCGGGCGCCCGGGUGGUGGUGUGCGAGCUCGAGGGCCUGUUCGGCCUGACAAGAUUCUCCACCGCCUGCUCCAAGUACUAUACGAUACCGCGGCCCGGACCCAGAAACGUCGUCGAGUACAUAAAGGCGCUACGGGAUAUCGUCCAGCGCGAACGGGUGGCCUAUUACAUACCGGUGAGCGCCACCAGCACCGCGUACUACGACGCCCUGGCGAAACCGCAUCUGGAGAUCAUGGGCUGCGAGUGCUUCGUACCCGACGCCAGCGAGGUGACCGCCCUGGACGACCCGCUGGAGCUGCUGCGACGCUGCCGCGUGCUCGGUCUCACGACCCCGCAGCACUUCCUGCUGCGAUCGAUGCAGGAUCUGUCCGCGCUCUACGAGCAGAAUACGUUCCGCACCGGUCGGUACAUGAUGCUGGCCGCCGGUCCCGCCGGGAUGCGCGAUCGCGCCAAGAUCCUGCUACCGCCCACCGCCAGGGAAUUCCGAAAUCAACAGCACGAGAUCAACGAGAGGCGACCAUGGGUGGUGAUCCGCGAUCCCGGCGGAGACCACUUCAUCACCUGUACCACGCUCAAGGAGUCGCGGAUCGUGGCGAAUGUGACUUGCCGAGUGGACGAGGACCGGGGUCUCAUACCCGAGGAACGUCCCGAGGUCACGCGGUGGCUCGAGCAGUUCUUAGCCCGUUCCUUCGGCGGCAGAAUCAACGGCCACAUGAGCUUCCGGUUGGCGGUGUCGGAAGAGGCGGGUGAGCUGGUGUCGAUCGACUGCCGGGUGGGUGUAGGCCUGCCCUACAUCUGCCACACGGGGAUACAUCCGCGUCUAGUGUGGAAACCCUGCCGGCACUUCUCCAGGCAGAAUUCGGCGUUGCUGGGCACCCCGGAUCGGCAGUUGCUCUCCGACGCCGUAGCGAGUGCUCUCAAACGACCGACCAGUGAGACCGCACCCCAUCUUUUGGGCACAGUGUUGGACAAGAAGGAGUCCCUUUUCGUGUAUUGGGACCCGUUGCCCUACUGCGCCUAUUAUCAUCUGCAACUGCCAUUUAGACGCGUCGCAGGCGUCAUCAGAACGCAGCAUAACCCACCCCUCGCGGUGGUGCAAUAGGAUUCUUCCCACAUAAAGGGAGAAUUUUUCUUGUUUCGUGUACUGAGAUCCUCUCUGUCACUCCUAUUAUCAUCUACAACUGUCCUUCGCAUCGCGAGGAUCGUCAAGGGGACCAGCCACCUAUUUAGUUAAACUAUAUCACGGUCAAGAGGGUUGUUAUCGAUAUCCGGAUCUCAACGUCAAACGCGUUUUUAAAAAGAAAUGCGAAUGCGCCAAAGAGGAGAACCGUGGGGACGAAUCCCGGACAAAAUCGUACUUAUUUCUUUUUGUGAGUAAUUGUGUAGAGUGUGAUAUUAUUUAUUGGAGAACAAUGUAUCUGCGCGCGAUAUUCAUUUCACACGCGGCUGAAAUCGGCAUCAUCCGCAAAGAGCUACGUAUCCUCUUGUUACAUUUAUCUUGCGUCACAUUGUAACAAGCAUUGUAUAAGCGAAUGAAACUAUAAUGAUACGAUUCCACAUAGAGUGUGUGCGAAAAA